This is a messenger RNA of Tinamus guttatus (white-throated tinamou), 1689 nucleotides long. RefSeq names its product kelch like family member 11 (gene KLHL11). Gene Ontology annotation, molecular function: protein binding. Lineage: Eukaryota; Metazoa; Chordata; Aves; Tinamiformes; Tinamidae. The record is from RefSeq and is a predicted model, not a curated record.
AUGUACACGGGCACCAUCCGUGUGAGCCCCGGCAACGUCCACGAGGUGCUGGAGAUGGCGGACAGGUUCCUGCUCACGCGGCUCAAGGAGUUCUGCGGGGAGUUCCUCAAGAAGAAGCUCAACCUCUCCAACUGCGUGGCGGUGCACAGCCUGGCCCACAUGUACUCCCUCAACCAGCUGGCCCUCAAAGCGCAGGACAUGAUCCGCAGGAACUUCCACAGGGUGAUCCAGGACGAGGAGUUCUACACGCUGCCCUUCCACCUGCUCAGGGACUGGCUCUCGGACUCGGAGAUCACCGUGGACUCGGAAGAAAUCCUCUUUGAGACCGUCCUGAAGUGGGUGCAGAAGAAUCCCAACGAAAGGGAGAGGUACUUUGAGGAGCUCUUCAAGCUGCUUAGGCUGUCGCAGAUGAAGCCCACGUACCUCACUCGCCACGUCAAAGCCGAGAGGUUGGUCUCCAGCAACGAAGCCUGCGUCAAGCUCGUGUCCGAAGCCGUGGAAAGCCACGCGCUGCGCUCGGAGAACCUGCAGUCCGGGAAUCUGCAGCAUUCCACUUGUCCUCUAGCAUCGCUGCCUCGCUUCGGGCAGAACAUGGACGUGAUCAUGGUGAUCGGCGGCGUGUCGGAGGGAGGCGAUUACCUGAGCGAGUGCGUGGGGUAUUUCCUGGACGAGGACAGGUGGGUGAACCUGCCGCACAUCCACAAUCACCUCGACGGGCACGCGGUCGCCGUUACAGAGUCUUACGUUUACGUGGCGGGCUCCAUGGAACCCGGGUUUGCCAAGACCGUUGAGAGGUACAAUCCAAACAGAAAUAUUUGGGAGCAAGUCUCGAAUUUAAUAACCAGAAAACACUCUUUUGGCCUUACUGAAGUGAAAGGAAACUUGUACAGUAUCGGUGGACAUGGCAAUUUCAGUCCAGGCUUUAAAGAUGUAGCCAUUUAUAAUCCUGAGGAAGACAAAUGGCUUAACCUGGAGUCGGCACCGAAGAUUCUGCGCGAUGUCAAGGCCGUUUCUGUAGAAGAUCGGUUCGUUUACGUUGCUGCCCGUACCCCCGUCGACAGCGACAGCGAAGAUGGGUUGAAGGCCGUUAUCAUCAGAUACGACGCAGAAACGCGGCAGUGGCAAGACGUGGAGUCUCUGCCCCUCAUUGAUAACUACUGCUCCUUCCAGAUGUCUGUUGCUAACACAAACUUCUACCAUACCGCGUCCUGCUGCCCCAAGAGCUACCCGAUCGAUAACGAGGAAGCGAAGCUGAAGAUUUCGGGCAGGGCCUCGGACGAAAUCCUGGAAAGUUUACCCCCCGAGGUCCUGAGCAUCGAAGGGGCAGCCAUCUGUUACUACAAGGACGACGUUUUCAUCAUCGGGGGGUGGAAGAACAGCGACGACAUCGACAAGCAGUACAGGAAGGAGGCGUAUCGGUACUGCGCCGAGAGGAAGCGCUGGAUGCUGCUGCCCCCGAUGCCGCAGCCGCGCUGCAGGGCCACGGCCUGCCACGUGCGCAUCCCCUUCAGGUGCCUGCAGGGAACCCAGAGGUACCCCAUGCCGCAGAACCUCAUGUGGCAGAAAGACAGGAUAAGGCAGAUGCAGGAAAGGCAGAUGCAGGAAAUCCACAGACACUUUCUAAGCUUACGAAGAAUGCCGCGCUCGCAGAUCGAGUGCUAGUUUCUGCAGGAUCACUCCUGGUCGGUC